AGUAGGGAAUUAAAAGUUAACAUCAAAACUGAAACAAAGCCAUGUUUUGUGAAGCACACACUAAGCAGUACACUGGAUCAAAGGAUGUGAUCUCACGUCUCAGCAAAACAGGUCCUGCAAGCCCAGGUAACUCAGGAAGCAGAGUGGUAAUUAUUCACGGAAGAAAGCAGGUAGUAUACUGUUACCUUACUACAGGAGAAAGUCAGAAGGUCACAAAGCUUGCAGGGUAACUGACACAACUGAAACUGCUCGCCCCCCUUUAAAAAGAAAUAAUAAAAUGGGAGAGAAUGAAGCAAGUUUACCUAACACAGCUUUGCAAGGUAAAAAGAUGGCCUAUCAGAAGGUCAAUGCAGAUCAAAGAGCUCCAGGACAUUCACAGUAUUUAGACAAUGAUGACCUUCAAGCCACUACCCUUGACUUAGAGUGGGACAUGGAGAAGGAACUGGAGGAGCCUGGUUUUGACCAGUUCCAGCUAGAUAGUGCUGAGAAUCAGAACCUGGAGCAUGCAGAGACUGCGGACCUCAAUCUUGACUCCAUUCAACCAGCAACUUCUCCCAAAGGAAGGUUUCAGCGACUCCAAGAAGAGUCUGAUUACAUUACCCAUUAUGCAAGAUCUGCACCAAAGAGCAACCCCUGCAACUUUUGCCGCCUUUUAAAAAUAUUUUGCACAGCAAUCAUUUUAUUUAUUUUUGGAAUUUUGAUAGGCUAUUAUGCACAUAAAAAUUGCCCUUCAAACGCUACAUCUUCAGGAACACUUGAUCUUCAGUUAUACCAAGAGAUUCUCAAGACAAUCCAAGCAGAAGAUAUUAAGAAGUCUUUCAGAAAUUUGGUACAACUGUACAAAAGUGAAGAUGACAUGGAAAUUUCAAAGAAGAUUAAGAUUCAGUGGACUUCUUUGGGUCUAGAAGAUGUACAGUUUGUAAAUUACUCUGUGUUGCUGAACCUGCCAGGCCCUGCUCCCAGCUCUGUGACUCUGAGCAGCAGCGGCCAGUGCUUCCAUCCUGAUGGCCAGCCUUGCAGCGAAGAAGCCAGAAAACACAGCAGCCAAGAUCUGCUCUACUCAUACGCAGCCUAUUCUGCCAAAGGAACUCUCAAGGCUGAAGUCAUUGAUGUGAGUUAUGGAAAUGCAGAUGAUUUAAAGAGGAUUAAAAAAAUGAAAAAUGUAACAAAUCGGAUUGCACUCCUGAAAUUAGGAAAAUUGCCUCUACUUUAUAAGCUUUCUUUACUGGAGAAGGCUGGAUUUGGAGGUGUUCUUCUAUAUAUUGAUCCUUGCGACUUACCAAAGACUACAAAUCUUAGCUAUGAUACCUUCAUGGUGUCACUGAAUCCAGGAGGGGACCCUUCUACACCUGGAUAUCCAAGUAUUGAUGGAAGCUUUAGGCAAAACCGAUCAAACCUCACCUCUCUACUAGUACAGCCCGUCUCAGCAUCUCUCAUUGCAAAACUUAUCUCUUCACCGAAAGCUACAACUAAAAACAAUGCCUGUACCCCUCUAGAACUUCCGAAUAAUGAGGAAAGAAUUGUCAACAUGCAAAUUCAAACAGUCACAAAAUUCAAAACAGUCACUAAUGUUGUUGGAUAUUUGAAAGGCUUGACAUCUCCAGACCGUUAUAUCCUAGUUGGCAGCCGUCAUCAUACCGCAUACAGUUAUAAUGGGCAAGAAUGGGCCAGUAGCACUGCCAUCAUCACCGCUUUUAUCCGGGCCUUGAUGUUAAGAGUUAAGAGAGGAUGGAGACCCGACCGCACUAUUGUUUUCUGUUCAUGGGGAGGAACAGCUUUUGGAAAUAUUGGCUCAUAUGAAUGGGGAGAGGAUUUCAAGAAGGUUCUGCAGAGAAAUGUUGUGGCUUAUGUUAGUCUCCACAGUCCCAUAAGGGGUAACUCAAGUCUCUAUUCUGUAGCUUCACCGUCUCUUCAGCAACUGGUAGCUGAGAAAAAUAAUUUCAACUGUUCCAGAAGAGGUCAGUGCCCAGAAACCAAUGUCAGUUCUGUACAGAUGCAGGAUGAUGCUGAUUAUUUCAUCAACCAUCUUGGAAUUCCCACCGUGAGGUUUUCUUAUGAGGACUCCCAAUUAUUAGAGGGUCCAAGUUUUCUCUCCGAGGCCCUUUUCCCCAAACAUACAACAAAAAUUGAAGAAAUGGAUCCUUUUUUCAACCUUCAUGAAACCAUUACCAAGCUCUCAGGAGAGGUGAUUUUGCAAAUUGCCAACGAACCAGUUCUGCCCUUUAAUGCUCUCGAUAUAGCUUUAGAAGUUCAAAACAGCCUUAAAGGUGAUCAACCCAACACUCCUCAACUGCUGGCCCCAGCCUCACGCCUGCGGGAGAGCACUGAACUCUUUCAGUCAGAUGAGAUGCGUCCUGCUAAUGAUCCCAAGGAGAGAGCUCCCAUCCGUGUGCGGAUGCUGAAUGACAUUCUCCAAGACAUGGAGAAGAGCUUCCUGGUGCAGCACACACCACCAGGAUUUUAUAGAAAUAUCCUGUACCACCUCGAUGGGAAGACAAGCCAGUUUUCAAUACUCCUGGAGGCCUGGGAACACUGCAAGUCACUUGAAUCAAAUGAGACCCUUCAAGAAGCCCUGUCAGAGGUGUUGAACAGCAUUAAUGCCGCUCAGGUUUACUUCAAAGCAGGACUUGACGUGUUCGAGAGUGUCUUAGUUGGAAAGAAUUGAGAAAACUCUCAGCAUUUUAAAAAGUUUGUUUACAGUUCCUCAAGUGAAAGCUCUAAUCUGACCAGAUUUUCUGAUAUUGAAGACUUUUCUCCCCAAUAGCUUUUUAUAGAAGUAUAAAGCUAUUCUUUGUAUUUUUUUAAUGUACAUAUAAAAAGAGCAUUUUGCACAAUUUUUCUUUUAUCUACAUUUCCAAUGAUCUAAAAGUGAGUUAUUGAAAUAAUACUAAGAUUUAUCUAUGAAAAAGAAAUCUGCUGUAUUUUUAUAUGUAGAGUAUUUGGGGGAAAAUUUUCCUAGAAAUUCUGGAGAAUUUCUGCUCCUAUGGAUAAAACAUGUGGGAACAGAAAUGAUUAGAGCUUUAAUGACCUAGUUUCUAUAAUAGAAAUCAACAGUGAAUAUGGUUUCAGGUUAACUUCACUUUUAAGUAUUCAAUAUGAAGAACAGGUAUUCUGAUCAAGUGAUUGGUUGACCAAAACCACUCUGAAUGUGUCUAUUUUGUGAAAUGAAGUGCCUGUUUGUAACACAACUAGAUAUAGUAAUACACUGGUUAUGAAAUUGUGUUUUUUUAGGUAUUAAUGAAAAAAAAAAAAGAGCCAUAAACAUUCCAGGGGAAAAAUCUCAAGGUAGCUGCACAGAGCAAUUUAAAUGUAAAUUUUUUUUCUAAGAACUUAUAAGGUGACUAGCUUUGAAACCCCUAAUUUGUCUCAGUUGAUUUUGUAAAAUUUUCAGGAGUGAUGUAUGUCUUAUGAGGGAGAAAAUAUUUCUUUCUUCCUGUGUUUCCGUUGGAAGCACUGAAAUAGAUAUACUCUAAAAUGAAAGCAUCUCACAUUGCUCUUCUUUAGUAUAUCUUGUCUGAAACUCCUUGCUGCAAGGCGGUUUUCACAGAAUACCAUAUAAUUUCCACAGGAAAGUAGCAAAGUUUCUCUUUGAAAACCCAAAAUACCUUAAAAAGCAUCAAAUUCCUAUUUCUGACACUAACAAGAAGGACUUAUCAUGAACAAAAUAGUUGUUUUGAUCAACAAAACCUCCUUAUAUCUAUGAAGAAACUUUUGAUAUUUUUUCCCUUCUUCAUUCUUAAUUGUGAAUAAGAUGACACCAUAGAAAUAUUCAUGCUUCUACUUUUAUGCAGAAAAUACGCUGUUACUAGAAGAGCAUGUCUUUGUCAUGCUUCAGUUCUCUCAUGUUGAAAAUGAGGCUUUUCAUAUGACACUGUCAUUGAAUGGACUUGUUUCCCGAAACCACAGUAUUCUAUUAGUUGACAGUUUAAACUUUUCGCUUACCUUUAGAAAUUGAUUUGGUAUUGGAUAAAGCAAUUCCCCUUAGGAAACAUAACCUCAGAAUAUUUCAUGUGAAUCAUUUCUCUAACACACAUCCCCAGCAGAUACCUCCAGAGUGACUUCACAGACAGUGCCUAUAGGUCUGAAUCUUUGCUUUUUAUGAAUGAACAUAAACCUAACCUUAGUUUAAAGAAAAACUAAAGUUAAAGGGGAAGAAUUAAUCAGCAUUAAUUUAUUGAUUUAUAAGGGUCAGCUCUCCCUACCAUAAGUAAUGUUUAUAUGCUUAAGACAAAGAAGAGAAUUAGAGCAUUUAGCUAAAUAAUUCAAGCAGAAAUCCAUUUUCAUCAGAAUUGCCUGUGUGCACAUAUUUUACAUAAGAAAUGCAACUAUCUUGCAAUGUAUAUUUCUUACCCAAUGUACUUGUCUGAAAAGAUUUGCUAUGUUGAGGAGUGUCUACAGGAAGGGGCUGAGAACCAAGCUCCUGCCUUUCUCAAAAUCAGUGCCCUCUUGCUGCACGGAAAACAAAUGGGAGGAAUACGCAUAUAGAUACAUGUCAGAUCAAAUAAUAGAAUCCUUUAUACCGAAGGAUCUAACAUAUUGAAUCGAGGUUCAGUGUGAUCUUCAUUUGGAGUCAAAUUUAAAACAAAGACAAAUAAUUAUCGGUUUGGAAGUUCAUCAUUUUAGAACAAAAUCCUAACUAAACUCACUUCCUUAAUCUGUCAAAGCAUUGAGUGCACAAAAUACUUGUUUGGGCACUUUUGUUUAAAGAUUGUAUACUUAUCUAAACCAUAUUGAACAGUUUAAAAUCUCAACAUUCUCUAAUUUGUUUUUCUUCUAGAUUAUAGGGUAUUUGCUAUUU
This is a messenger RNA of Phacochoerus africanus (Common warthog), 4798 nucleotides long. RefSeq names its product N-acetylated alpha-linked acidic dipeptidase like 2 (gene NAALADL2). The record is from RefSeq and is a predicted model, not a curated record. Lineage: Eukaryota; Metazoa; Chordata; Mammalia; Artiodactyla; Suidae. Bases 278 to 2665 code for a protein of 795 amino acids. The transcript is spliced from 14 exons.